Molecule: messenger RNA, 1535 nt
Organism: Hippocampus comes (tiger tail seahorse)
Lineage: Eukaryota; Metazoa; Chordata; Actinopteri; Syngnathiformes; Syngnathidae
Product: septin-5-like
Exons: 12
Molecular function (GO): GTP binding
Source: RefSeq, a predicted model, not a curated record
UUGUGUGUGUGGGGCGACUUUCAAACGGUUUCGAGCCUUUAACUUGUUGACAUUGUUGGGAGCGAACGCCGGACGGUGCGCUGCCACCUGUGAGCUUGGCGGGGAGCUGCUCUCAUCUCCGAGAAAAAAAGAAAAGAAAAGCGCGCGCACGAUCCAGUCGAGCGCGUCCGCGAGUGCGAAGUUUGGGUGUCGUCGGAAUGGAGCGCGCGUCCUCGCCGGUUCGCUUGCGCAGCGACGCCAAAGCUGCUACUUUGUCAGAAAAGGAGCUGUCCGGUCUGCGCGCGAAGGACGAGGGCGGCAUCCGCUGCCCCUUCCCCGCCUGGAAGCCCCCGCCCGGUCUGCCGGUGACAUCGCCCUCCCCCGCGGCGUUCGCCGACCGCUCUUUGCCACCCGGCGUGUCGCGGCGUUCGCCGCCUAGCCCCGCCUCCCGCCCGCGGGGAUGCCGCGACCCCCGUGACUCGCCGGAGGACCGGGAACGAGAGUACGUGGGCUUGGCCGAGUUGCCCGAUCAAGUUCGGCGCAAAACGGCGAGGAAGGGCUUCGCGUUCACGCUGAUGGUCGCAGGAGAGAGCGGCCUGGGAAAGUCCACGCUGAUCAACGCUUUGUUCCUCACCGACCUUUACAAAGACCGGAAGAUCGCCAACGCCCAAGAGCGCAUCCGUCAGACGGUGAGGACGGCGAAGCGCACGGUGAGCAUCGAGGAGAACGGCGUCAAGCUGAGGCUGAGCAUCGUGGACACGCCGGGCUUCGGCGACGCCGUCGACAACACUCGAAGCUGGAAGCACCUGGAGGACUACGUGGAGCGGCAGUUGGAUCGCUUCUUCCGAGACGAGAGCGGCCUCGACCGCCGCAACAUCCGAGACCACCGCGUGCACUGCUGCCUCUACUUCAUCUCGCCGUACGGCCACGGCCUGCGGCCGCUGGACGUGGAGUGCAUGCGUGCCCUGCACGACAAAGUCAACGUGGUUCCGCUGCUGGCCAAAGCCGACGGCCUGACCCCGGCCGAGUUGCGCGAGAAGAAGCUCAAGAUCCGCGAGGAGCUGCGGCGCUUUGGGAUCAACAUCUACCGGUUCGCCGACUGCGACGAGGACGACGACGACGACUUCAAGCGGCGGGACCAACUGCUCAAGGACAGCGUCCCCUUCGCCGUCAUCGGGAGCGACGUCCUGGUGGAGAGCCGAGGCCGCCGAGUCAGAGGUCGUGCGUACCCCUGGGGGACGGUCGAAGCGGAGAGUCCGGCCCACUCGGACGUCCUGCUUCUGCGGGACAUGCUGGUGAGGACGCACAUGCAAGACCUGAAGGACGUGACCUGCCAAAGCCACUACGAGAACUACCGGGCGCGCUGCAUUCGCGGCAUGACGCGCAUGGUCGUCCGGGAGCGCCGACGCAGUUUGUCUGAAAAGCACGGAGGAGAAAGCCACGCGGACGUCCCGCUGCCGCUCGCCGCCUCCGACGGGGAAAAGGAGAGACUGCUCCUUGAAAAAGAGCAGGAGGUACGCCGCUCGUCACGCACGCGCCAUCGCUUCAAAGGCCGG